AUGAUGGCCAUUUUGGGAGGUUAUGUGAGCGAAAUGUUCUUCUUGGGCCAGCCUUCUUCGUUAUCGAGUGGAGAUUUGGUCAGAUUGAGAGCAGUAGUUAUUUCCAAGAUAGCCUUAGCAUUGAAUGGAGAUGUUAGUUUUGCUGAUGGUUUGGAUGAUCAUGCUGAGAAUUUCAAAAACCGCUUUGACGCUAAAAUUUGCAAAAACGUUAAUGACUGUGCCGAUCGAAUUAAAAAUUUUCUAGAAUUAUUUCGUCAUAAAAUAAAAUGGAACUUUCCGAUUUUUUUAAAUUAA
This is a messenger RNA of Meloidogyne enterolobii, 294 nucleotides long. The record is from the annotation of a GenBank genome assembly. NCBI's taxonomy places the organism in Eukaryota, Metazoa, Nematoda, Chromadorea, Rhabditida, Meloidogynidae.